UGUACUGCUUUUGGGCUUAUCUAGCUUUUGGGCUGCUUGGCCCAUGAGAUUUAGUCCUGCCCUGUAAACAACAGUACAAGAUUCACCUUCUGCUUGCCUGUCAGCCCAGCCACAUCUCACACAGGUACAUGCCCUUCAUUCCUCUUGAGCAGCCAAGCGUGCUUUCUCCAUUUGCUGUUCUCCCAUUUUUCCUCUCCCACAGCAGAUCAGCUGCAGGUCAUUUCGCAGGUCCCUGUGAUUUGCUUUACUCUCUGGAGUCUGCUCCUUUGCUGCUCUCUGUCUCGAGCCCCAGACAUGCUUGGAAGUGUUUGACAGAAUCCAUUAAGAAGGGUAAUGCAGCAAUUCUGAUAAACUAGCAAGAUGAGUUUAAAAGGAAAUGGGUGAUGCUUCAGCUGAAACUGGUGCAUGGCAGCUAGCCCUCACAAGGAGGGAUGAGAAGCAAAGGGGUUACAGUUUUCUCAGGAAAAUUCAUUUAUAGAAAUUGCUGGAUCAUUAACUCCCCACAGGUCCCUAUCAUUUAGAAAAACUUUUUACUUCUUUGUAACUUUUGGUGAGGGAAUCCAGUGUUUCUUUUCAAAAACACAUGGAUGAGAUGGCAUCUCUUCUCUCGAGCACCCAGGAUGGUAUAGCUGGCAUUAGGGGCUGGAUUGUUUGCAGGCAGAGCUUCAUUAUGUUCUUUCUAAGAACUUUGACACUGAUGAGCAGUGCAAGUGAGGAACACAUCUUUCUGUUUCAUUUUGUUCUGACACAGCAACCUUGUGGCUAAGUCACUCUGCUGUGCUUUCUUUGUGUGCUAACUUAGGAUAAUAAUUCACCUUUUGACUGCUGGGGUUGGUUCAGAAUGGAGCUCGCCUUGAGGCAAAUGCUUUUGGAGAAAGUGAGAUGAGAUCCUUAGCUCUGUCACUGCAUCUCAACAGAAUGAGACAGUAGAUGCCACCCUGUGCAACAGGGGCAAAGCAAAGCAGGCAGCAGUGUUUAUAUAGUACCUUCUGCUGGUCCCCAAACCAGUCUCACUGGGAUCAUAUUUUGUGCAAAGGGAGAAGCAUUCUUUACUACUAAUCAGGGGCAAGGGAAAGUAGGGAGGCAUGCCAAGCAGCCUGCAGUCAGCGUCAACACAUCGCAGGCUUCUUGAAGUCCCACUGCAUGGAACAGCUCCAGUUGUUCAGUGCUUUGUUUUCCCUUUAAUACACUUCAACCCAGCAUCUCCAAGUCAGAAUUCAAUGUGUUGAUCCAUGGGGUUGGUUCAAGACACAUUGAAACAAUACUAAAAACAAAAGCCAGUAACUACCAGCUGGUCUUGUAGCUGUAGAUACAUUGGCAAAGUGUGAUGUUAUUGCAUAGCUGCAACCUGUGUCCCCAGUUACUGUAAAGGGAAAGCCAGGCAUACUGGCAUUCCACAGUGAGGUUUAUCACAGCUUGCAGAGAUCCAGAUCCGAGUACAAAUUGAGUCCAGAGCUGUUUAGACACAGAGGCUGAAGGUCUGAGUUGCUCGUAUCCAGUACUGGUGGCCAAAAAUUUUAUCUUUUCCUUUUGAGUCACCCAGCAUUGGCCAGAGGUUGGUGCAAACCUGGUGGCCUGUUCUAGUCAAUGUUAUGCUCCCAAGUGGAAUUCAGCUAACUAGAAGAGACACAGACAUUUCCUACGAUUACUGGGGGUGAACAGCAUGUUAUUGGAGAAUCCCAAACCCUCGCUGUCGCUGCAGGUCUGGUGCAUGGAAAGCCCAGAGGCACAGAAGUAUCCCACUCAAGCAGCCAAGUGUUAACAACCUCUCCAAAGUCUAAUUUGCCUUUGAUAUAGACUUAAUUGUUUGCGUCACCCACUGGGCUAGGGGGAGGGCUAUAAAAGGGGCUGCAGCCAUUGUCUGAGGCAGAAGAGAGCCCAGAAACAGCUCCCUCUCCCAGUCUUCCUAAUUCAGCACCGUAGUCACAGCCUGUGCAUCAUGCAGCUGAUGGCCAGCCUGGUGUCUGUUCUGCUGCUGGUGUGGAGCGUGAGAGCCACGGCGCUGCCUGGAGAAGAGAGACUCGCGUUACAGAACAGCAGGGAGCAGACCAAGCUGCGCAGGGAUGCCCUGCUGAAGAUGCUGGCGGGGCUCCUGGAGAGCGCAGACGUGGCCUCCCCAGACCUGGAGGAGGAAGGCAAGCUGGAGGAGGAGCGGGCGGCGCUGGGGCGGCUGGCUCAGCUCUCGCAGCGGGACCGCAAGGCGCCCUGUAAAAACUUCUUCUGGAAAACCUUCACCUCCUGCUAGUGCUGCCCUGCUGGGCUGCCCGCCUGCCUGUCACCACACACCCCAUCCCCUCAGCUCCUUCCCUGUCCUGCACACCUGAGAAUAAA
This is a messenger RNA of Lagopus muta (rock ptarmigan), 2331 nucleotides long. It is a transcript of the gene CORT, whose product is annotated as cortistatin. The record is from RefSeq and is a predicted model, not a curated record. Bases 1940 to 2245 code for a protein of 101 amino acids. Gene Ontology annotation, biological process: regulation of cell migration. Gene Ontology annotation, molecular function: hormone activity. NCBI's taxonomy places the organism in Eukaryota, Metazoa, Chordata, Aves, Galliformes, Phasianidae. The transcript has 2 exons. Gene Ontology annotation, cellular component: extracellular region.